Molecule: messenger RNA, 1697 nt
Organism: Cuscuta europaea
Lineage: Eukaryota; Viridiplantae; Streptophyta; Magnoliopsida; Solanales; Convolvulaceae
Source: the annotation of a GenBank genome assembly
UACCUUUCUACCCUUAUUCUAUCUUCAUGUUAGAACAGACGAAGCUGGUCAAUAAAUAAGCUGAAUAUAUAUAAAUCCAAAGAUUCAUUAAAGAAAUGGGAGAUUCUUUGGAGCAGGUUUCGAAUCACUACUACUGCGAAAUGGAAAGCAGAGGUUGCAGUGUGUACUGGGUUGAGAAAUACUUCAAGGAUUGCCUCUGCAACCUCAGUGAUGAAAUAUCAUUUGGUUUGGGACUCAUCAGUCUAAUCUGUUGGGGCUUAGCUGAAAUCCCACAGCUCCUCACCAACUUCACCAACAAAUCUGCCUCUGGCCUCUCCCUCUCUUUUCUCUUCACUUGGAUCGUCGGAGAUAUUUUCAAUCUGUUUGGGUGCAUUCUUGACCCUGCUACGCUUCCCACUCAGUUUUUUACUGCACUGUUGUACACAGUAACAACAAUAGCACUGGUGGUGCAGUGUAUAUACUAUGAACAUUUCCUCCGGUGGUGGAAACGCGGUGACAACAAGAAAUUAGCCGAUCUCCGGGUUAAUAUGCACGGAAAAGUAGAGUUUGUGAAGUCACGACAUCAUGAAUCGAUUGGUGGGGCAGGGUCAAAUGGUCCUAUUAUACCCUCGGAGAGGCAUUAUUAUUUCAUGUCAGCAAGAACUUUGGCAAGCAGUGCAACUCCACCCAGGGGCUCAUACAUAAACGUGGUACCAAGAAGUGGCCCGCCAGCUCUCCAGCACUACAACUCCGAUUCUUCUGAAGACGAAACAGCUCCUUUAUCUUCACCCUCAAACAAAACUCCCAUUACUCGCCCAAGAUCAAUCCCUCGCCCUACUGCGUACGGCACUUUUUUAGCGGCAGCAACGGCGGCUUAUUAUCCUGCCGGAGCCGAUGCAGCUCUGUUGUUUAUGGGUCAUGCGAGGAGGUCGACAAGAUUUGUCGGAAGGAGGUUAUUAUUACAGGAACAUAAUGAAAUUGAUAACAACGUACUAGUUGGGCAAUGGCUGGGAUGGCUGAUGGCUGCUAUAUAUAUGGGAGGGCGAAUUCCUCAGAUUUGGCUCAAUAUUAAAAGAGGCAGUAUUGAGGGACUGAAUCCUUUGAUGUUUAUCUUCGUUCUUGUAGCCAAUGCCACAUAUUUUGGAAGUAUAAUGGUAAGAAGCACUGAAUGGGAGAAAGUAAGCGCAAACAUGCCGUGGUUGGUAGAUGCAGUGGCAUGUGUCCUUUUGGAUCUUUUUAUCAUUCUUCAAUACCUUUACUAUAGCCGAUUGAAGACGAAAAAAAUCGUAGCAGCAUACAGUUGAAGAAAUGCAUGCACGGAUGAGUCAGCCUCGCCUCAGCCUUUUGAUUCGUUCAAAUGAUCAGUAUGUUUGACCGGAAUUGACCAAAUGCAUGCAUACCUAAAAUAUGGCAUGCACUAUGUUUGGUUACAAUCAAUUAAGGUGCUAGAGUAUUCCUAGUUUACUAGUUAUAUGUAUUCAAAAUAUCUUAUAAUUCUUUCCAAUAUCAUCAUCAUCAUUCAUUUCAUUACUUUUUUUAUGUUUUAAUUUCGAUUAUUAUUAUUCAUUUAUAUAUAUUCAGUUCAAGAAACUCAUCUAAGUAGUGUUGUUUUUUAGUUCGACCUUAUCAUGACAUUGUAUAUUGACCACGAUGAAAGAAUCGAGAAAAUUACUGGAAGUAUGAUAAAUAAAAGGUGAUGGUCUGAUCAUUUCUAAAAG